Messenger RNA from Micropterus salmoides (largemouth bass), 1776 nucleotides. It is a transcript of the gene rpp40, whose product is annotated as ribonuclease P/MRP 40 subunit. The record is from RefSeq and is a predicted model, not a curated record. Gene Ontology annotation, molecular function: ribonuclease P activity; ribonuclease MRP activity. The transcript has 8 exons. Gene Ontology annotation, biological process: tRNA 5'-leader removal; tRNA 3'-end processing; endonucleolytic cleavage in ITS1 to separate SSU-rRNA from 5.8S rRNA and LSU-rRNA from tricistronic rRNA transcript (SSU-rRNA, 5.8S rRNA, LSU-rRNA). NCBI's taxonomy places the organism in Eukaryota, Metazoa, Chordata, Actinopteri, Centrarchiformes, Centrarchidae. Bases 76 to 1143 code for a protein of 355 amino acids. Gene Ontology annotation, cellular component: multimeric ribonuclease P complex; ribonuclease MRP complex.
UUGAAAACCCCUCACAGGAAGCAGGUUGUAGCGGGUCACCAGGACCAGGAUCCGGACGCUGCUCAGAGGACAGAGAUGCAGUCUGCUGAUCUGGACCGGACUCCCCGGUCCCUGCUGGUCUGUGAGCGGUCCAGCUUCCUGGAUGAGAAGAACCGGCUGAGCUCUCAGGUGGAGCAGCUGCACUUCAACCACAAGGUGUCUGUGCUGCUGCCUGAGUGUAGCUCCGCCCCCUCUCACCUGGAUGCUGCAUUAAACAGUUUCAGCAGUUUCUACCUGAUCAGGAAGCUGCCAGUAUACGAAGUGCUGGACAAACACUUCCUGGAGACGGCCGUUUACCAGGGUAGUGUGUACGGUGUGUCAUACAGGACCAGGGUGGAUGAAGAUCCCUGCGUCGCUCUGACGCCAAACGGUCACCUGACUCUCUCUCUGGAUAAAGACUCGUAUGAGUUGUUGGGAGUUGAAGGGAAACCGUCCAGAUUCAACCACAGAGCAAAGUGCAGAUUCGUGGUAUCUAUUAAUUUGACUGACAGCAGCAUGGCUCCUGGUGGGCGGGGCUACCAGAGACUCCUCACAGGCCUGAAGUCACGACUUCUACUGAAAACAGACUUCCUGCUGACACAUCAUCCAGGGGGCGGGGCCUCUCUGCAGCCCCUCCUGUCUCGUUACGAUUGGUCGGAGCACAGACCUGAGGUCAGCAGCCGCACUUUGACAGACCUGUCCUGCCCCGCCUUGCUGACCUCUGACCUGCAGUCACGUGACCCUCAUAGCUUCCUGGAGUGGCUCGGAGCCGUGGAUGCCGACGUCAGCUGCGAGAAUUCGUCCAGCAGCUUCCUGUCCUCGCUGGUCUGUCCUGAGCCGAAGACAACGCUGAGUCGAGCUCUGAGCGUCUCUGUCUACGGACUGCUGCUUCCUCAGGACGUCCACGGCCUCAUCCAGCAGCUCAGGAGGUACCUGGAGCAGCCUCGGUUGGAGUCCUGGGUGUCGCUGACGGUUCACGGUUUUGUUGACAGUCCGGUGUCGUGGGGGGGCAACGAGCACGGGGUCCUGAGAGGAGGAGAGAACUUCUACAGUCUGCUGCUGUUCCACGACCACACCUACCACCUCCACCUGGCUACAGGGGCCCAGGACGCCUGUCCCUCGUGACCACACCUACCACCUCCGCCUGGCUACAGGGGCCCAGGACGCCUGUCCCUCGUGACCACACCUACCACCUCCGCCUGGCUACAGGGGCCCAGGACGCCUGUCCCUCAUGACCACACCUACCACCUCCGCCUGGCUACAGGGGCCCAGGACGCCUGUCCCUCAUGACCACACCUACCACCUCCGCCUGGCUACAGGGGCCCAGGACGCCUGUCCCUCAUGACCACACCUACCACCUCCGCCUGGCUACAGGGGCCCAGGACGCCUGUCCCUCAUGACCACACCUACCACCUCCGCCUGGCUACAGGGGCCCAGGACGCCUGUCCCUCAUGACCACACCUACCACCUCCACCUGGCUACAGGGGCCCAGGACGCCUGUCCCCCACGAGGACGCCAGCUGGUUUCAGUGUUGUCACCUCUUUGGUGUGUUUUGCAGUUUAAACCGAUUGCAGCUCACUUUGGAUUAAAAUGCCUCAGACUUUUAUUUGUGAGCGGAAAUAUUUUAUUUGAGGUGAAAGCAGAAACUUUCUGAAAGUGUCGCUUUGAAUUCUUGUCAUCUGGAUCAGAGUUCUGUGAAUCUGUGAUCGUUUGUGUUCAUCUGAAUCUGAUUUAUUAAAAGGCUCUUUGUAAAAAGUC